Messenger RNA from Closterium sp. Yama58-4, 582 nucleotides. NCBI's taxonomy places the organism in Eukaryota, Viridiplantae, Streptophyta, Zygnematophyceae, Desmidiales, Closteriaceae. The record is from the annotation of a GenBank genome assembly.
AUGUUACUCCCCGCCCCUCCUUCUUUGAGGGGUGCCCCCCCUCCUUUCUCGCGCCUUUUGUUGCCUCAGCAGCUGCUGUUGACCUCUUUGGUGCUGAGGAGGUUGGUAUUGCGUCUGCUCCUAGCGGGAGGCGCUGCGGCAGGGAUGCGCGUACUAGGGGUGGGGGUGGUGGGGGUAGUGGAGGUGGGGGUGGAGGUGGCAGAGGUGGUGGCAGUGGCGGUGGUGGGGGUGGUGAAGGUGGCGGUGGUGGAGGAGGUUGCAAGGUUGGUGCCGGCAGUGGGAGUGGCGGAGGGGCCUCGAGUGGCGGUCGAGGUGGAGCUGGAGGGGGUGGAGGCCAGGGAGCGGCGUCUGGUGGUGCGGCUCAUGGAGGCGGAUGUUUUGGAUCCACGUCAGCAGGAGACUCACAGCAGCUUCCUGAGUGGGUUGCCCAGCGAGGCUCUUCCGAUGGCGGUGGUUGCUGCCAGUAUGUCCGAAGCACUGGUCCCCGCCCUGCUGAGCAUAGAGGCUGCUAGUGUAGGUGCCUAUGGGACUACUAGCACAGGUGUAGAUCCUUUGGAGGCAUUGCUCACCUUCACAUUGUAG